CUUGCUGUAAGGAUCGCAAACUUUAAUACUAACCAGUAUAAAAGGCAUUAUUUUUAAAACUGCACUGAACAUUAGCAGACCAAGAUGACUAAAGUUAGCAUCUGUCUUCUGGUUGGAAUCGUCGCUAGUCUGUUUACAGCAACCAACGCGGCACCAAUAUUCUGGUUUCUUCCAUGGAACAGCUGGAUUCCUUCGAGUACAAGUAGUGGCAGCAGCAGCAACAGUGCUUCGGCUUCAACCGGUACCACCAGGAUGCCAGUGAAUGCCACCAUUGCGUUAGGUAACCGACGAAAUACCAGCGCCCUCGUUGACAUGGGAACGAACAUUGAUGGUCUCUCCAUCACCUCACGAGGUCGACGUUCCGUCCCUAGUGGUAACGAGUCCUACAUCCAGGUCGGAAACCAAGUGAUCAAAAUUCCUCCCGGCGGUGUAUCGAAUCUGACGAUUAACAUUGUCGACGGUGUACCGCACCUGGUUCCGGAGGUUCCCUUUUGGCCAGUACAUGCAGCGGAUGAAGGAUCCUCCUCAGCGGGAUUCGUUGGACGUAUAAGGAACUUUCUGGAUGAGCUCUUUAAACCGAAGUAACUGAAGGAAGCAGCUAUCUACGCGAGCAAAGCAGAUGUCUCUACCAAAAAGAGAAAAAUUACUUAGAACAUUCUGUUUUCAGUAAAAGAAAGUAAAAUUGCACUUGAUUGAAUAAAUUUGAAUCAUUCGAUGUAUACAAAUAAUACACCGUUACACGUU
Sabethes cyaneus is the source of this 744-nucleotide messenger RNA. RefSeq lists its product as uncharacterized. The transcript has 2 exons. The coding region runs from base 85 to 585 and encodes 166 amino acids. Lineage: Eukaryota; Metazoa; Arthropoda; Insecta; Diptera; Culicidae. The record is from RefSeq and is a predicted model, not a curated record.